This is a messenger RNA of Spodoptera littoralis (African cotton leafworm), 1161 nucleotides long. The record is from the annotation of a GenBank genome assembly. Lineage: Eukaryota; Metazoa; Arthropoda; Insecta; Lepidoptera; Noctuidae.
AUGGACGGUGAGCCCGAAGCGCUAUCCGAUACAGCGACGAACUGUAAUUUGGCAUCUGCAUCUGAAACGCUGUCAGAUCAUAAUCAAGCAAAAUUAGAUUCCCUAGAGAAGAAAGCUGUUCAUUUAAGAUUAGUACUGGAGAAGGAUUUCAAAGCUGCAGAUAUAAAAUGGAGUCUAUUUGUAGCAGCAGCUUUUAGUUUUAGAUAUGAAAGCUGCCUGCGGCCAUUUCCGCCAGCUUUCUUGAAAAAUGGAGUCAAGGAUAUGGAUGAAUUACUCAGUGUAAUAACGGAUGUACCGGCUUUGGAUUUAGUCUUACAGCAGUUGGAUAACUUGGAUAAUUUAUCAAAUAUCAGCGACAUCAUUGAUUUGUUGUUUUAUGUGCUAGUAAGAUUAAAGGAGCCUUCUUUGAAAACCAUACCUGCAGAAGUGCAUGAGGCCAUUUUAGCAAACGCACAUUCGACAAUAUCUGCACCGAAGCCGCAGUAUAUAUUUCAAGUAUCAAGCUCCUUGAAGUCCUCUGCUGAAAUGAAAUGGAAAGAACUCGCUAAGAACCAUCAUAUAUUUUAUGCAUACCAUGGAAAUCGGUUGGAAAAUUUUUACACCAUAUUUAAUUUUGGGUUACAACAGCAUUUAAAUAAGAAUACAUUGCUUGGCAAUGGUGUAUACUUGUCACCUGAGUUGAACUUAAGCUUGCCAUAUAGUCAUGGAGGAUUCGGAUGGGGCGCAAGUUGCAUUGGCGGGCACUUGUCUUGCAUAGCCUUGUGCGAAGUUGUUGAUGCCCCAGAAGGAAUAAAUUACCAAAAGCCAGUUUCUAAUGAAGGUGAUGGUUUAUAUGAAGAUGAAAAGAGUAAAUUAUUAACUGAGCAAGGUUGCGACGGACAAAUGACACAAUAUGUAGUAACAAACUGUGAUCUAGUGAGAGUGCGUUACAUGCUUGUGUAUGCCAAACAGCCAGCCUCCAUGAGGUUCCCUACAGCGAACGUCAACAGAAACGUUGGCGGGCUACGUCAAUGGCUUGCAAGGCAUAAGCUGUUUUCCAUUCUACUUGGCUAUGGAUUGAUGCUCGCAACAAUAGGCUUUGCAAAUAAUCAACCAAUCCAUUAUUACUACAAAAUAUUAUUAAAAAAACUUGACAUUGCAUACAGUUCUGUAAAAGUGUGA